Molecule: messenger RNA, 1845 nt
Organism: Cyclocybe aegerita
Lineage: Eukaryota; Fungi; Basidiomycota; Agaricomycetes; Agaricales; Hemipholiotaceae
Source: the annotation of a GenBank genome assembly
UGUCGAGGAGAACACACUACCAAGUCCGAGUCCACACCAAUCGGCCCACAACGCGGAACCUCCUAUAUGGCGCGGUGAUCAUCCUGGGGCUAUUUGGACUAUUCCGUACGAUGUCCUCUUACGAUGUUGAUUCGGACGAGUGGGACGCGAUGCCAGGACCUAUAUCACCUGCAACGUGGCAGGCUCGGGCAGAGAUGGUCAAAGAGGCUUUCCUGCAUGCAUACCAUGGAUAUGAGAAGUACGCCGCUCCUCACGACGAAUUGAAGCCUCUUUCGAACGGAUCUAGCGACAAGUUCAACGGAUGGGGCGUAACAGUGUUCGAUUCGUUAGACACUAUGCUGUUGAUGGGGCUGAAAGAGGAGUAUGCACGAGGACUGGAAAUAGUCAAGAGCAUGGAUUUCACAACAUCUACUGAAUAUGUCCCGUAUUUUGAGACAAUUAUUCGUUAUCUAGGCGGACUCCUAUCAGCAUAUGCCUUGUCAAAAGAUACCAUUCUCAUCCAACGCGCUGAAGACAUGGUCAAGAGGCUUGACCCGGCAUUCGAUACCCAAACUGGCAUACCUUUCUUCUCCGUCGACGUCGAAAAGCAACAAGGACAGGGUGCAGAAGUCGGCAUUCUGGCGGAAAUAUCCAGCCUGCAGCUCGAGUAUACAUAUCUCGCAAAGCUCACAGGGAAAUUUGAGUAUUAUAAUCGGGCCGCGACUAUUAACAGGAUAUUUUCGAAUGCAGACCUCAGGGAAACGGGUGGCAUGCUUCCUGUUUCUUGGAAUCUCGUUUCUGGCACGCCAUUGGAUAGGCAUCUGUCAGUUGGGGCGCAAGCCGAUAGUGCUCACGAAUAUCUACUCAAGCUAUAUCUCCUCACUGGCAAGACUGACAGAGCCAGCCUAGAAAUGUGUCUCCGUGCAACCACUCACAUUAUCACCAAUCUGCUAUAUCUGUCUCCAACACGCCACUUGCUAUACGUGUCUGAUUCCUUUGAGCCGACCUUCAAACAAAGAGCAGAGCCCACACAAGUCUUCGAGCACUUAUCUUGUUUCCUACCGGGUUUACUUGCACUUGGAGCCCAUACCCUACCCCUAGACAACCUGAAGUCGCUCGGAAUAGACCUGCAACAGCUAGGAAACGAGCAACUAUAUGGAUACGCUGGCAAGGGUUACAGACAACUCGCUGACUAUAACCUUAAGGAUCUACACAUGUGGGCUGCGGAAGGGCUUGCCCAGACAUGCUACUUGACAUACGCCGACUCACCGACUGGCCUGGGUCCGGAUGAGAUGAUGAUCAAAUACCCGAAUCCUGAGGAGACGUGGACGCGGGUGGAUGGCGACUGGAGGAAGAAGUCGGGCCAGACGCAUCUCUGGAUGGAAGCGGUCGACAGGUGGAAGAAUAGUGGCAGUCGCGGUAUUGCACCUGGUCUUGCGGAGAAGAAGCGUAUCAUCUCGACAGCUGGAGACCGGCGGAAGGGCCUGCCGAAUGGACGGGACUAUAUGCUCCGCAAGUCAGGAUAUCUCUUACGACCCGAGGCUGUAGAAUCAUUAUACCUUCUAUGGCGCAUUACCGGCGAUUCCAAGUGGAGAGAACGAGGGUGGGCCAUCUUCGAGGCAAUUGAGAAAACGACGAGGACAGCAAGCGGUUAUGCAAGCCUGUAUUCUGUGGAAACAGGCGGUCCAGACGACAGUAUGCCUAGGUAUUUCCUGGCGGAAACGCUCAAGUAUCUUUAUUUGAUGUGCUUGGAGAACGACCCCAUUUCGUUGGAUAAAUGGGUGUUCAACACGGAGGCUCACCCACUACCGGUAUUCGACUGGACGCCAGAAGAAAUUAGGAGGUUCAAUGUAACAAUAGGAUAAG